UACAUGAAAUAAAAAAAAUCAUUCAUUCAUAUAUUCAGUCGAAAAUGCAUGUUUUCUGCUAAGGAUAAUGUUAACACAGUAGCUAUUAAUUUGCAAGAAUGUAAACUAGGUCUUCACCUAUUUGUCACUGGCGCCAUAACUCUGAAUGACCCGUUACACACAAUUUGAGCCUCAAUUGUUUUCCGACUUAACCAAUUUGAAAGUAGACCUUAACUGUGUCAACUAGACCUGUGUACAUUCUUUCAGUCGUGGCCAGAUAUUGCAGUGCUACACAUCAUUAACAUUGUGUUUUAAAUUUUUUAGACUUGGAUAUGAAACAAAGCUUAUCUUAGAAAUAUUCAACAAAAUCAAAGAUGGUAUUAAGAAAUAUUAUGUUAUUAGUAGUUAUUCCAUUGGCUGUUUUGGCUGAGGUAGAAUCACUUAAUAAUUCAAUAUCAGAAGAAAUUAAUGGAAGUGAAAGUAAAAUAUUAUCAAGAAAGAAAAGAUACCUGAUAUUUCCAGACGGCAGCUCUCUUCAACUUGUAUUCUGCACCCAAAACCACGGCUAUCUCCAGCUCGGAGACAUCGUGUGGAUCGGCAACACGGCUGCCCUAGCGUGGACAUUACCCACCGACCCUUCCAUAUUUGGCUACUUCAGGAACCAGCUGAGAGAACCGUAUAACAUACGAAGACAAGAUACUAACGUCAACAAACACAUAUACUAUUUAGACGAAGACGGUAAAUUAGUAGCAAAAGUACCAUAUAAAAGAAAACCUAUAAUAAAUCCGGCGUUUGCAAAACGAAGUAUUCAAAAUAACGAGGAUGAAAAUAUUAGCAUAAAGAAGCAAGUUUUCAUAAAGAAAAUGCAUGAAUUGCAGAAGUCCAGGAGCUAUCUCCAGAAGUUAGACGGGGCGAGUGCAAAUUUCCAUAGAAGCGGCAGGCACAGUCUGUAUAAAAAGUUGGAGACGCUGUUCGAGGCGUUCGGGUAUUCUGGCCGUGAAUGCGUGUUCAGAUUAUUAUGCGACGUCGGUAAAACGACGGCCCACGAGGAACAAGGGACCUUCCUUCAAGAAUUAUUCAGGGCAACGUUCACGUUACCAAAAGGAGCAGCACUAGAAGACAUAUUGGAAUAUGACAAAGCACAUAACACGCAUGAAGAUUGUGCGGAAUUGUACUCAGAAUGUGAGGAUUUAAGCAUAACAACAUGAAGUUAUGUGGUUAUUUAUUAUUAAUUAAAUUUGUAAUUAUUUAUUGUAGAUAAUAAAAUAUGUUGUAAAUAUAGUAUUGAAAUAAUUCUACGGAUUACACUCACGUAUUUUUUCUCUCUCUUCACAGUCUAAAUUCGAAAUAUAGUAUUUUUUUUUUUACAAUUUAUGUAUGUUUUUAUGGUACUAAUUUAUAGUAAGAUGCAUUAAGGUCAUUGUGGAGAAGACCGACUAUAAGGUAAGAUCGUCUACAAGCUUUAUCGUCGCUUCUAGCUUUUGCACACAUAUUUCACUUACAGGAGGUAGGUAGAUCAUAAACAGUGAAAUUAUUCCUUUCUGACUGUGUUUGGGUACAAAUAAGAGUACAACAUUUUUUACCUUUUACAGUUAUCCCAACGAAAUAAUGAACUGACCCAUAUUGACCUUAGGAACAGAUCAUAUUAGAAUAGCAGCAUUAGUAAUAUUGUGGAAUACAACAAAGAAAUGAAGAUCAUAAACAGAAAAAUAUUU
Cydia pomonella (codling moth) is the source of this 1694-nucleotide messenger RNA. RefSeq lists its product as uncharacterized. The transcript has 5 exons. NCBI's taxonomy places the organism in Eukaryota, Metazoa, Arthropoda, Insecta, Lepidoptera, Tortricidae. The record is from RefSeq and is a predicted model, not a curated record. The coding region runs from base 354 to 1187 and encodes 277 amino acids.